AGCACAAGCUUCAUGAACCCAUAUAUUUAGAACUGAUGGUCAAAGGUCAAAGAUGCUGACACGUGAUGCGCAGGGAACGCUGAAUCACUGAUAAUGUUAUUGGAUUGGUUUUUAGCAGAAAGAAGUAAAUUCUGAAUCAGUAAAAUAUAAAGAAAAGGCAUCGCGCUUUGGAGGUUGCAUUAACUAAGGCAGGCAAACCGGCAAGGGUGGUAGUGAUCCUUAUUCCUGGUAUCCCAUUUGCAAUUGCAUGUGAUUCCCUCUUCCCUACCUUCACAUUUUCUUUCAUAAUUCAUAAAACAUAUAUAGCCUCUUGGAUCGAUCUCUGCUGCAACCCAUGGCUCUUUCAACUCUUAAACUCAUUAUUCUUUCUCUUUCCAUACUGUGUGUGGUUGCUGAAGCCCAGCUUGAAUGGCCAUCUUCGACUUCAACGAUGCGUUUCCACGAUGAGAUGAGUGGUAGUGAAAGUGAAGACGAAUACGAUGAGAGAUGGAGUGGUGAAGGGAGAGCUCUGCAUGUGAAAGCAAAGCACUAUGACAUAUCGUAUGGUGCUCUGUCUGCAAAUAGAUUGCCUUGCCCACCUCGAUCAGGGAGGUCUUACUAUACUCACAAUUGUUUCAGAGUGAGAGCGCCCGUUAACCCUUACACCAGGGGCUGCACUUCUAUUACUCAUUGCAGGAGAUAAUUUUGCUUCCGUUUAGUGUUUGGGUUGGGCUUAUGGUGCGUUGAAAUGUCUCGGGUCUCAACUCUCAGUGGAUUAUGUUUCGGGCCUUCCUUCGGCUAUAGGUUCUGAU
Messenger RNA from Manihot esculenta (cassava), 791 nucleotides. Its product is annotated as protein RALF-like 34. The transcript has a single exon. Lineage: Eukaryota; Viridiplantae; Streptophyta; Magnoliopsida; Malpighiales; Euphorbiaceae. The record is from RefSeq and is a predicted model, not a curated record. The coding region runs from base 335 to 682 and encodes 115 amino acids.